AUGGAUACCUUAACUCCUCAGCAAGUCAGUGACUUUAAUAGAGCGGUAAUGUGUCACAUAUGUCAUCAGAAAAUACCAGCAAAUGUAAAGAAAGUCCGUGAUCAUUGUCACCUUACUGGUAAAUAUAGGGGUGCUGCCCAUGAGUCAUGUAAUUUAAAUUAUCAAUAUUGUCAGACUAUUCCCGUAGUAUUUCACAAUUUAAGUGGCUAUGAUGCACAUUUCAUUAUACAUGCAAUUUCAACAAGUUUUGAAGGUCAUAUAAGUCUUCUUCCCAUCAAUAAGGAGAAAUAUAUCUCCUUUAUCAAACAUGUUAAAGGUAGUGAGGUUAAAUUUAGAUUUAUUGACUCAUUCCGAUUUAUGGCAGCAUCCCUUGAAAAACUCGCAUCCUAUUUAGAUGAAUAUAAAAUUGUACAUUCUGUUUUUGCCAAUACUGUGAGUAAUCCUGAUAAAAUUAAAUUAUUAACUAGAAAGGGUGUAUUCCCCUACGAGUAUUUUGAUUCAAAAACCAAGCUUGAUGAGACGCAACUACCUCCGAUAGAGAAAUUUUAUAGUACGCUUUACGAUGCGGGCAUUUCUGAUGAUGAAUAUAAGCAUGCACAGAACGUAUGGAUUGAGUUUGAUUGUAAAAAUCUCUAUGACUAUGUCCAUUUAUAUAUGAAAACUGAUGUACUAUUACUAGCAGAUGUUUUUGAAAAUUUUCGAGAACAAUGUGUUAAAGCGUAUGGGUUAGAUCCUGCACACUAUUAUACAACCCCCGGUUUAACUUGGGAUGCCAUGCUCAAGUAUACGAGUAUAGCAUUGCAACUUAUAACCGAUAUUGAUAUGGUUAUGUUUGUUGAGUCAGGUAUCAGAGGUGGCAUUAGUCAAUGUUGUAACCGUUAUGCCAAAGCGAAUAAUCCUUAUAUGGAUAAAUUCGACGAAAAUAAAGAUACCAGCUAUAUAAUGUACUUUGAUGCCAAUAAUUUGUAUGGCUGGGCAAUGGCACAAGCGCUUCCAUAUGGCGGUUUCAAAUGGGUUGAUCAUGUCAACGAUAGUUUUGAUUUUAAUGUACCUGACGAUUCUCCUGUUGGGUACAUAUUGGAAGUGGAUUUAGAGUAUCCUGAAAGUAUUCAUGAUACUCAUAAAGACAUGCCAUUUUGCGCAGAAAAAGCAAAGCCGCCUAUGUCGAAACAAGAGAUAUUGUUAACUACUUUGCUGCCGAAAAAAAAAUAUGUCAUACACUAUAGAACGCUAAAACAAGUUUUAUCAAAUGGUAUUAAACUUGUAAAAAUACAUCGUGUUUUACAGUUUAAGCAAUCAACUUGGCUUAAACCAUACAUUGAUUAUAACACGAUGAUGCGAACUAAUGCUAAAAACGAGUUUGAAAAGAAUUUGUUCAAACUCAUGAACAAUGCAGUGUAUGGCAAAACAAUGGAAAAUGUUCGUAAACAUGUUGAUGUAAAGCUUGUUACACAGUGGUUUGGCCGUUACCAUAUCAUAUCCCGACCAAAUUUCCGUAGUCGGGAAAUAUUUGAUGAAAAUCUGGUUGCCAUUGAAUUAACUAAAACCGAGGUACUGCUCAACAAACCGAUAUAUGUAGGGUUAAGUGUGCUUGAUAUAUCCAAAACGUUAAUUUAUGAUUUUCACUAUAGUUAUAUGUUGAAUAAAUAUGGUAACGCUUGUAAACUGUUGUAUACUGAUACAGACAGUUUAGUCUAUGAAGUUAAAUGUCAAGAUAUUUAUAAAGAUAUGAAAGAAGAUAUUGAUAAGUUUGAUACAUCAGAUUAUCCCGCGAAUAAUGUGUAUGGGAUACCGCAAGUCAACAAAAAAAUACUCGGCCUUAUGAAAGAUGAAUGUAAUGGUAAAAUAGUUACUGAAUUUGUUGGCUUGCGGAGUAAGAUGUACAGCAUUCGUGUUGAAGAUAAAGAUUAUAUUAAAAAAGCAAAAGGUAUUAAAGCCGGCGUUGUAAAAAAAUCAAUUCAUUUUGAUGAUUAUGUAAAAUGUCUGCGAGAUUUUGACAUUCAAACUCGAACGCAGUAUAAUAUAAGAUCACGGCUUCACAAUCUUGAAACUGUGAAGCAGGUAAAAGUAGCUUUAGGUCCACUAGAUGAUAAACGGUAUUUGUUACCAGAGAGUACUGAUACUCUACCGUGGGGUCAUUAUGCGAUCCCAAAUUCUGAUGAAGUGUAA
Leptopilina boulardi is the source of this 2169-nucleotide messenger RNA. RefSeq lists its product as uncharacterized. Bases 1 to 2169 code for a protein of 722 amino acids. The transcript has a single exon. The record is from RefSeq and is a predicted model, not a curated record. NCBI's taxonomy places the organism in Eukaryota, Metazoa, Arthropoda, Insecta, Hymenoptera, Figitidae.